This is a messenger RNA of Didymosphaeria variabile, 771 nucleotides long. RefSeq lists its product as uncharacterized. The record is from RefSeq and is a predicted model, not a curated record. Gene Ontology annotation, cellular component: extracellular region. Lineage: Eukaryota; Fungi; Ascomycota; Dothideomycetes; Pleosporales; Didymosphaeriaceae. The coding region runs from base 1 to 771 and encodes 256 amino acids. Gene Ontology annotation, molecular function: pectate lyase activity. Gene Ontology annotation, biological process: pectin catabolic process. The transcript has 3 exons.
AUGAAGUUCACUCUUAUCGCCGCUGUUGCUGCCUUCGUGGCUCCUAUUGCCGCCGGUCCUGCCCAGCAGACCCCCAACGAGUUCUUCAGCUUGACCAAGCGUGCUACGCUUCCCGUUCCCAAGUCGAAGGGAUCGGUCACCUACAAGAAGGCGCAAUCCGUCUCCGGUACCUUCGACGGUGGCUACAAGACCUAUGGCCGUGGUGUCAAGUGCACUGGCCAGGCUGAGGGCGGUGACGCCGAUGCGGUCUUCAUCCUUGAGAAUGGCGCUACCCUGAAGAACGUCAUCAUUGGUGCUGACCAGAUCGAGGGUGUCCACUGCAAGGGUGCCUGCACCAUCGAGAAUGUAUGGUGGACCAAUGUCUGUGAGGACGCUCUGUCCCUCAAGGGUGAUGGCAACGCGCUCGUCAAGGGUGGAGGUGCCCAAGGUGCUGAUGACAAGGUCAUCCAGCACAACGGAAAGGGAACCGUUACCAUUGACGGUUUCACUGUGAUGGACUUCGGCAAGCUCUACCGUGCGUGCGGUAACUGCAAGAACUCCGUUUCUCGCAGCGUUGUGAUCAAGAACGUCAAGGCAUACAAUGGCAAGUUGCUCGCCGGUAUCAACCCUAACUUCGGGGGAACUGCCACCAUCACUUCCACCUGCGCCUCUUCCGUUAAGGCCAUCUGCGAGGAGUUCAAGGGAACCACCCCUGGACAUGAGCCCAGCUCCGUCUCCAAGGGUCCCUCCAACUACUGCAAGUACACCGCCUCGGCCGUCAAGUCUUGCUAG